AUGGAAUUCUCUUCGUUUGAUAAGGAUUUUCAUAUGGAGGGUGCUCCUAAUCCAAGUGGCUCGACGGCGGGAACGGUGUGUGAUCUAUCCCUCCAAAACGUAGAUGCAUCAAGUGAGUUGUCACGAGCUGCAGUCCUCCAAGCACAUUUGGACUUACUACAAAGGGAAAAAGAGGAAUUGGAGAUGCAACUAGUGCGCCAAAGGGAAGCACACGAAAAACAGAUGGAAGCUUAUGUUACGCGUUAUGUGAACGCAGAUUUUUGGCUGGCUCAGCUGAGUACUAUUUUGCCUGCUCGCAAAACACGCUCCAAGUUGGGAUCUAUGCCACACUCGUCUACAAUCCUGGGCGGUGAUGACACUUUGUUUUGUUCUAAAAAGUUGUUCGAGCCGUCCACUAAUUUGGUCUAUAAAACAAUGCAUGGGUUCGCCAAAGAAGCACAAACGGGCGUCAGGCAGAGUAACGAUGAUCUGUUGGCAUGGAAAUUCAAUCCAGAAAGUACAAGUGGGAAGCAGAUGAUGGGCCGGAUUCGUCAGUUGCUCAGCGAAAAUGAGAAAUUGGGCCAAUUCAAUCAUGCCGAUCGAAUAGCCUCUCUGGAAUCGGAUGCUGAGCUGCAGUCCACGUGCAUCAAAGAGUUUAUCAAAACGCAUUCGGGUAUUGAAAAUGUUUUGGAUGAGACGUACACAGAUAUCGAAGGAUUACAAAACAGUUUACUCAUGGUCCACCAACAAAUCGGUCGAGCGGAAUCGGUGGUCACUAGUCUUCAGGCCCAACUAGACGCGAAACAACCUGGACGAGCUGCUGAGCUGAUGGCUGCCGUCCUGGUUCAGAUGAGCGAAGAACAACCGGAUUAUGAAACCUCAAAGGCGGAAGAAGUUCCCAUUGAAGCAGAGCUUGAUGAAAAACCAUCCCCACAGAACACUGACAAAACGUUUGGUCUAUCUAACCCUUUGAGGGACAACUAA
Echinostoma caproni is the source of this 963-nucleotide messenger RNA. The record is from the annotation of a GenBank genome assembly. NCBI's taxonomy places the organism in Eukaryota, Metazoa, Platyhelminthes, Trematoda, Plagiorchiida, Echinostomatidae.